AUGAGUUCCGAUUCUACCGCGUCUAGGAAAAUCCGCAAGCAGAGGAUCCCGAUUAACAGAAAGCAUGUCAUGAAUGCCGGCGGUCUAAGUAAACUCAAGGCUCUUCAAAAUGAGCUUGAUUGUCUCAAGACACAAAUGCAGCAGAGCCUUAGUCACCCGUUGAUAAAUUCCGUUGAUCAAGGCUCAGCUACAACUUUUUCCCUGGGUCCACUCCCAGUAUUCUCGAGCCAAAAUGAUAUAUCGCCCUAUCAGUCUUUUGAUAAAUUUGGGUUUCCAUCUCUUCUGCCCUUUGAUCAUAUGGAUUGGAAUACCCCGAGCGUCUUCACUCAAUCCUUGAACGAUGUUGGCUUCGAGCAACCGAAUGCUAAUAUGAUUGCGGGGCGAUGUCAACAAUCUGUCGAAAAUUCCGAGCAUAACGAGAACUUUGGUCAAGCUAAAAUUAUCGACAUCAAACAGGCAGACUUCGUUACAGCAUGUAUCCUCACGGAAGAGCAGGCAGAAACCUACAUCAACAUGUUCUUCCGCGGCUGUGGUCGUUACUUCCCCUUCACCGACUUGAUCAAGGACUCAGCGCACAAGAUACGAGAACGGAGCUCUGUUCUUUUCAAUACGAUGUGCUCUUUAGGUUACCGAGCUCAACAGGGAGAUCAUGCACCGCUCUGGAAGUCCUUGGAUCUGCAUGUUUCCAGAAUGUUGGACACCCACAUAACUUCUGGGCCUACAACAGUUGAAUUUAUCCAGGCAUUAUUGAUCCGGGCUUGCUACAGUCCUGAAAGAUUGAUUCUCCUAUCCAUGGCCACACGGAUGGCUGUUGAGAUAGGCUUACCUGAUGCUUAUGACGAUAUAAGGAAGCAGUUAGUCCUUAGUAAAACACAAUCAGCUCAUGCCGAAACCAUGGCGUGGGAUGUAUCCCUGCAAAAGCUUAGGACGUGGUUAUUUAUUCUUGUCAUGAGACUGAUGUUGGGUGUUGACAAAGGAACAUCGUUGGACCUAGUUUUGUAUGGCGAUGUGCGACGAUGCAGAAUCCUUCUCGGCAAGCCUUUCUCAACAGAGUUGGAUCUUUGUUUAUUGGAACAGAUCGAACUUAAUGUUUUAAUGGCCAAAAUAAACCGCUCGAUCACCGAAGGCGCUCUUAGUAUGGGAGAGGAAGAUCUGGUCAAGAUUGUUCAGAACGUGGCCGUCGAUAUUGACGUUUGGUUCGACGACUGGGCCUACAUACUGAACUCUCAACCUCACCAAAAUUGGUUGAAACUUAAUAUCAAAGUUCAACGACAUUGGGCAGAAAUUACUAUACUCUGCUGGGCAAUACAUUCACUCAAAACUGAUUAUCUUGCUACAUCGUCAGCAGCUCAGAGAAAUGUCCAGCUUAUGGCCAAGGCUGCAUUGCAACAACACCUGAAGACGAUACUUUCCGAACCUCAGCUCUACAUACACAACCUACGCUAUGCGACAGACUAUGUAUGGGCCAAAUUCGUCUACUGCUUUUUGCUAUUGCUUGAAACUUCAAGCGUCGCAUCGGACAGCUCCAAUGGCCAAGAAUCUAAGCAAGAUCUCGUCGCUCAAGGCUUUACACUCUUGGAAGAGCUCACCAAGGCUGACGGGAUUCUUACCGGGCAAACAUGCAGUCACGUUUGCCAGGACUAUCUUCAACUCCUUAGAUCCGGCAUAGAAAGAUUUUCUCAGUCUACGCUAAGCUUGCCGAAGGACCAGCCUAUAGGUUUUUGUUCUUCAAGGGACUUCCUCAAUUCCCCACCUGAAGUUCAGAGUUUAAGGGGGUCUUUUGUGUCUGAUCACUUCGCUAUUGAGUGGAAAUUCCCUUACCCUGGUUUAUGUAUUUACUAG
Messenger RNA from Clonostachys solani, 1842 nucleotides. The record is from the annotation of a GenBank genome assembly. NCBI's taxonomy places the organism in Eukaryota, Fungi, Ascomycota, Sordariomycetes, Hypocreales, Bionectriaceae.